GCACCACCCAAACCCUACAUGUGAGGGCAAUAUCCCAACACUCCCUGAGCUCUGGCAGCUCAGUGCCAUGCUUGCUGCCCCAAGGAUCUGCUCCAUGCCCAGCUGAUGCAGAAUCUUUCCCUAAUCCCCAACCUGAUCCCCUGAAGCAGCUCCAGGCUGGUCAUCUCUGGUGCACACACAGCACCGACGUCACCUUCGUGCCCUGGACAGGGACAAGAUGCCCAGCCCCAGCUCCAUCCCACUGCCCAGACCCCUGGGGCUGGAGGUUGGCUACUUGUGCCAACUCCCAGAGGUGACAGCAGGGUUGCCGUGGGUGGGUAUUUGCUGUCUCCAUACCCACACACAUAUAUAUAGCUAAAGGACAGCAGGUAGCCUAAUCCCAUGCAUGAUCAACAGGUAUUUUCGACAGCUAAGAGCUCAGGAAGAGAUCGGCUGAAAUUAAGGGUGCCGUGACACCGCUGGUGCCCAGAGCUGACAGAGCUGCCCUGGAUAAAGGCAGCUGGGAGCAGAGCGGGAUGCCGGUGCUCAGCACGGUGCCGUUCCUGAAGCCCACCCACCUGCAGGGCCCACGCAAUUCUCCCAGCCGCCAGCGCCGGCACACACUGCCUGCCAGUGAGUUCCGCUGCCUCAGCCCCGAGGAUGCCGUCAGCGUGUUUGAGAUUGAGAGGGAAGCCUUCAUCUCCGUCUCCGGUGACUGCCCGCUGCACCUGGAUGAGAUCCGCCAUUUCCUGACGCUGUGCCCAGAGCUCUCCCUCGGCUGGUUCGAGGAAGGGCGCCUGGUGGCCUUCAUCAUCGGCUCCCUCUGGGACCAGGACAGGCUGAGCCAGGUAGGAGCCGGGCUCAGGGUACACGGAGCAGAGCCUCGGGCUGCCCUGCACAACCCUGCUAACGGCCCCGUUCCCUCCCUCCAGGCAGCACUGACCCUACAUGAGCCGCGGGGCACAGCAGUGCACAUCCACGUGCUGGCCGUGCACCGAACCUUCCGGCAGCAGGGCAAAGGUUCCAUCCUGAUGUGGAGAUACCUGCAGUACCUGCGCUGCCUGCCCUGCGCCCGGCGCGCCGUGCUCAUGUGCGAACAUUUCCUCGUGCCCUUCUAUGAGAAGUGUGGUUUCAAAGCUCUGGGUCCCUGCCAGGUGACAGUGGGCGCGUUGGCCUUCACUGAGAUGCAGCACGAGGUGCAGGGCCAUGCCUUCAUGCGCAGGAACAGCGGCUGCUGAGCCCUGCAGCCCAGCUGCACACCAGCCUCACUGCUGAGGGAAGGAUGGGGGGUGAAUACUGUGAGCCCUCUCUCCAUCCCCACCGUGGCUGCACAUCUUUCCCUGCUGGCCCCAGCCACAGCUCCCUGCCCACACAUCUGCCUUUUGGCCAAGGGAUGAGCGUGGCCCCAGCUCAGCCCUGUGCCUCACUCUCCCAGCGCUGGGGAAAAAUCCAGCCUGCAAGCACCGAGCCUGCACCCUCCCCUUCCCCCCUCCUAUAGCUGGGGCUGUGCAACCAAAGGAUCCAUUAGGGAUGGAAAGGCCAAGAGCCUCAGCAGAGCCUAUAAAUCUUGAGCCCCCGGCCCAGGGUCCCCAUCCCCAGCACAGCCCAACACCAGGCACGAAGCCAAGCCCUGCUCUGAGCAGCCCUUGCAGCCACUUCUCACCCAAAGGCACUUUUAUAGCAGAGCCCCAGGGCCACCCCAAAUCGUACAGCCAGGAUCCUCCCUGCAGGGUCAGUCCUGCAUGCAGACAUCACCUGCCCAGAAAGAGCCCUCUGCAAAUGCCUUGGUCAGUUGUGAAGCAGCAAAUAAAGAUGCAGUGAUAGUUUUCUACUUGCUUGCCUAUCUUUGCCCCCAGCUCCAUGCACAGCCCAGACACAUCCACUGCUUUUUGGGGUGUCUCAGCUUUAAGUGAAAUGGGGCAGAUGUGCCCCAGGGUAUCUGAUGGGGUGAUGCUGCCCUUGGGCAAGGAAUGGAGGCUCUGUUGGGUCACUGUGCCCUGCUACAGGAGGGGUUUUUAAAGGGGAAUUGGGGACAGCAUCCCCCUGCAAAGCAGGGACAGCCCUAGUGACUGCUGCCAAACCUCCCAUCAAAAGCA
This is a messenger RNA of Phasianus colchicus (ring-necked pheasant), 2075 nucleotides long. RefSeq names its product aralkylamine N-acetyltransferase (gene AANAT). Gene Ontology annotation, cellular component: cytoplasm. Gene Ontology annotation, biological process: melatonin biosynthetic process; response to light stimulus; circadian rhythm. Gene Ontology annotation, molecular function: aralkylamine N-acetyltransferase activity. The record is from RefSeq and is a predicted model, not a curated record. NCBI's taxonomy places the organism in Eukaryota, Metazoa, Chordata, Aves, Galliformes, Phasianidae.